CCACCCCCAUCCUGUUCAACUUCAAUGUCAGAAGGAAAUGAAGCCACAAUGUGAACAAAAAGAGCUGUAACAUUUUUUGUCUCCUGCCUCCUCCCUCCCUCUUCACUGUCCUCCCUAUAUAGAGCUACUCCACCCCACUCUGGCUGUAGUGUGACAUUCCUGCCUGCCUGAGGAAGAAAUGGUGAGCAGGGGCUCUAAUUGCAGACAAGUGUCACCCAGAAGCCACAAGUUUCUGUGAGCACCAGGUCUACAAACUACCCAAGGCAUAGCAAUGGCAUUAUCACUGGAAGAAUUCGUCCACUCUCUUGACCCCAGGACCCUACCCAGGGUUCUAGAAAUCCAGGCAGGCAUCUAUUUUGAAGGCUCUAUUUAUGAAAUGUUUGGAAAUGAAUGCUGUUUUUCAACAGGAGAAGUGAUUAAAAUUACUGGUCUCAAAAUCAAGAAGAUCAUAGCAGAAAUUUGUGAGCAGAUUGAAGGUUGUGAGUCUCUACAGCCAUUUGAACUGCCUAUGAAUUUUCCAGGUCUUUUUAAGAUCAUGGCUGACAAAACUCCGUACCUUACUAUGGAAGAAAUCACAAGGACCAUUCAUAUUGGACCAAGUAGACUAGGGCAUCCUUGCUUCUAUCAUCAGAAGAAUAUAAAACUAGAGAACUUCAUCAUAGAGCAGGGUGAGCAAAUCAUGCUCAACUCAGUUGAAGAGAUUGAUGGAGAAAUAAUGGUGAGCUGUACAGUAGUAAGGAAUCAUCAAAAUCACUCAUUUAAUUUGCCUUUGUCACAAGAAGGAGAAUUCUACGAAUGUGAAGAUGAACGUAUUUAUACUCUAAAGGAGAUUGUUGAAUGGAAGAUUCCUAAGAACAGAACAAGAACUGUAAAACUUACAGAUUUUUCAAAUAAGUGGGACUCAACGAAUCCAUUUCCUAAAGACUUUUAUGGUACCCUGAUUCUCAAGCCUGUUUAUGAAAUUCAAGGUGUGAUGAAAUUUCGAAAGGAUAUAGUCCGCAUCCUCCCCAGUCUAGAUGUCGAAGUCAAAGACAUCACUGAUUCUUAUGAUGCUAACUGGUUUCUUCAGUUGUUAUCAACAGAAGAUCUUUUUGAAAUGACCAGUAAAGAGUUCCCCAUAGUAACUGAAGUCAUAGAAGCACCUCAAGGAAAUCACCUGCCCCAAAGCAUUUUACAGCCUGGGAAAACAAUUGUGAUCCACAAAAAGUACCAGGCAUCAAGAAUCUUAGCUUCAGAAAUUAGAAGCAAUUUUCCUAAAAGACACUUCUUGAUCCCCACUAGCUAUAAAGGGAAGUUCAAACGGCGACCGAGGGAGUUCCCAACGGCCUAUGACCUAGAGAUCGCUAAGAGUGAAAAGGAGCCUCUUCACGUGGUGGCCACCAAAGCCUUUCAUUCCCCUCAUAACAAGCUGUCAUCUGUAUCUGUUGGGGACCAGUUUCUGGUGCAUCACUCAGAGACAACUGAAGUCCUCUGUGAGGGAAUAAAACAAGUAGUGAAUGUUCUGGCCUGUGAAAAAAUCCUCAAAAAGUCCUAUGAGGCAGCACUGCUCCCUUUGUACAUGGAAGGAGGUUUUGUAGAGGUGAUUCAUGAUAAGAAACAGUACCCGAUUUCUGAGCUCUGUAAACAGUUCCGCUUGCCCUUCAAUGUGAAGGUGUCUGUCAGGGAUCUUUCCAUUGAAGAGGAUGUGUUGGCUGCCACACCAGGACUGCAGUUGGAGGAAGACAUCACAGACUCUUACCUACUCAUAAGUGACUUUGCCAACCCCACGGAGUGCUGGGAAAUUCCUGUGGGUCGCUUGAAUAUGACUGUUCAGUUAGUUAGUAAUUUCUCUAGGGAUGCAGGACCAUUUCUAGUCAGGACUCUGGUAGAAGAGAUCACUGAAGAGCAGUAUUACAUGAUGCGGAGAUAUGAAAGCUCAGCCUCACAUCCCCCACCUCGCCCUCCCAAACACCCCUCAGUAGAGGAAACAAAGUUAACCCUGCUAACCUUAGCAGAAGAAAGGAAGGUGGACCUGCCCAAGUCUCCCAAGCCUACUGCUAAGAGUUCCUGCAUCUCACAUCUCAUUGUUUCAUCUCUAGAGAAGAAGAUAAUCUCUUUGGCUCAAAAUUUAAAACCGAAAGGGCCUUGGUUGGAUGAAUGCCAUCUCCUGACUCAACCAAUUUAUUAUUUACUCCAACUAGAGGCAUGAUUGGAGGGUAUCUGUUUGUGCUAUUAUAACAUAAUACCACAGACUCGGUAAUUCAUAAAGAACAGACAUUUAUUGUUUUAGAGUUCUGGAGGCUGGAAAAUCCAAGAUCAAAAUGCCAGGAGGCUCUGUCUCUGGUUCCAAGAUGGCCUCUUAUUGUUCCAUUGACUGGAGAGAAGGAAUGUUGUGUUGUCACAUAGCAAAAGUGGGGGAACCCUUUCCACAAGCCCUUUUCUUAGCAGCAUUAAUCCAUUAAUGAGGGCUCUGCCCACAUAAUAAAAACACAUCUCAUUAGGACACACCUUCCAACAAUGUUGUGUUAGUGAUUACGUUUCCAGCACAUGAAUUUUGGAGGGAAUAAAACAAUUUAAACCAUAGCAGUUGGGAGGAGAAUGAGGUGUCGUUGCCUCUAGUAUCUAGCAAUAUAGAAUUGCAGGAUGUGAAGACAUGGAGAUACAAAUAAUAAAUGUCCACUACCAUCAGAAAGAAAGGAUUAAGAAAAAAUACCAAAUCACAAAAAAAGCACUCAUAGGAAAAAUAAAAGGUUAAAAUUUUAAAAAAUGGUUCUUUGCCAGACAUUAGAUGAAAAUGAUCUAAGUGUUUUAUUAAGAGAGAAACUCACAGAACAACAUUACGCCUAGAUUACUAAACUGAAGUGAAUGUAAUCUUUGACUAAACCCGUACAUGUAGGAUUCCAGAUACUUAAUAAUUCCUAACUAUUUUUUACUGGUCAGACCCCACAUGGAUUCUUGGUGUUCCAAUUCUGAGUCUCACUCUUGAGACUAUUAACUGGAGUUUGUAAAGAGCCGUUAAAGAUGUUAAGAUGUUCUGGAGCCAUUUUCAUUUGAGGAAUAGUUGAAGACAUUGAGUGAUAAUCUAAAAUUGGAAGACUUGAUACUAGAUGAUAUUAGUUAUUUUAUACAUUUAAAUAGUUGCUUUGUGGCAGAGUGCAGACUUAUAUUCCAUUACAACAUCUUCAACACUGGGUGAAAGUUAAAGGAAGGACAAAUUUAAAGGAAGGACAAAGUUAAAGGAAGGACAAACGUGUUGGAACACGUUUCUUCUCCCAAAAAUGUUUACAGCAGAAGAUAGAAAAUCAUGUCAGUGAUGUCAGGGAAUCCUUGCUCUGGUUGAGAAUUUAUCAGACAGUUGAGAAGAGUCUACAAUUCUUUGUUUAUAAAUAGUUCCUUUAAUUCUAAUGUGGUAGAUAAAACAUUAUAUUUUCUCUGAAAUCACUUUAAAAUGUCAGAGGAUGCUAUAAUCUACCUGUAUUUAGACCUACUGAGCUCCUUAUUUUCAGCAAUUAUUUUUCACCAUGAAGGCAGGAAUCUGUUUAGUACAUUGUUUAUAGAAUGUAAACAGAAGCUCUCUUAGUUUCUCCAUAAUCUACUCCAAAAAUAGUAAUAUUAGUACUAUUUCUUAUUCUCACAAAGUCAUCCUUUCAUAUAUUCCUUUUAUGUUUCUUCUGAUAUCUACAUUAAGCCUGUUCUAUCAUGUGUGCUUUUAAGGAACAUUUUUUAUGCUUCAUAGGUAGAAGGCAGCCAUUGAAAACCAGCCUCUAAGAUUAUGGAUUAUAUAUGGAAUAUUGCUUUAAAUCUGGAUAACAAAUAGUAAGGAUUAUUCAGAGUUUAAAUAUUCAAACUCAUUUAGCUCAUUAAAAUGCUGUUUUACAUGCACAGAGAAGAGUCCUAGAUGCUUCAUUAUAUGAAUUUACUUUUGCCUUCCCAAUGGAUCAUUAACUUGGCUAAAUCAUUUCUUGCAUUGUUAAGUAACAGACAGAUGUAUGGGCAGUCUAAGAGAAAGAAUCUAAAAUUCACUCUGCAUUAGCCAAAUUAACAUACAGCAGGUAUCUGUUGUUGGUUAUGAACACUACAAGCUCAUCUAAAAUGUUUGGAAAUUAAGAAUACAUGAGGACAGUUUACAGGAACUAGGAGAAAUAGAAUUAUUUUUCAAAGUAAGAUUGUCAACAGUUCUCCAGCUUUAGCAAUACCUAAAAAGAAAAAAAAAAAA
Messenger RNA from Piliocolobus tephrosceles (Ugandan red Colobus), 4195 nucleotides. It is a transcript of the gene THEMIS, whose product is annotated as thymocyte selection associated. The transcript is spliced from 5 exons. The record is from RefSeq and is a predicted model, not a curated record. Lineage: Eukaryota; Metazoa; Chordata; Mammalia; Primates; Cercopithecidae. Gene Ontology annotation, cellular component: cytoplasm; nucleus. Bases 272 to 2188 code for a protein of 638 amino acids. Gene Ontology annotation, biological process: T cell receptor signaling pathway.